Molecule: messenger RNA, 2786 nt
Organism: Nilaparvata lugens (brown planthopper)
Lineage: Eukaryota; Metazoa; Arthropoda; Insecta; Hemiptera; Delphacidae
Product: LIM domain only protein 3
Exons: 6
Coding region: 489-1118 (209 amino acids)
Biological process (GO): positive regulation of transcription by RNA polymerase II
Cellular component (GO): nucleus
Molecular function (GO): DNA-binding transcription factor binding; transcription coactivator activity
Source: RefSeq, a predicted model, not a curated record
GCACCAAAGCUCUGCUCCGCAAGGGUACCAAACUCAAAUAACACUCAGUUGGUUCCGAUGCGUCGCGUCACAAUGUGCUCUCACCUAAUCACACGUUACUCACGAUGAUAACAAACACUGUGUUUUAUCAAGUUUAUCAAUUCAAUUAAAUCUCAACCCAAUUACGAAGUUUACUCACGUUGAAUCAUUUCAUUCAAUCUGAAGAUACUGCUCAGAUCAAAUCCUAUCAAACAGGUGUUCUCGGAAAUAUCAUUCAACUGUAUUUUUCAUCAGUAGGCCUUGUUUGUGAUCAUUAUCAACUUUCCUUCAACCCAUGAGUGUUGUAUCUAAUAAGGGAGAUCCAAAUGUGGUGUUCUAAAAGUGUUCUCAAUGUGAUAAGGAACUCGGUGGACUACUGAAGGCUUCAUUUUCUACUAAUCUACAAGAUCUACUUUAAAAGUUUACAAGGGUAUCCUACUGCAAACUGUAUUUUGUGAUACGAUAUCAGAAUGAUCACUCCUGGAGAGAGUCGUCUACUUGCGAACAAUGGUCAACAACACAUCAGUGUCAAAUCCGAAGCAAAAGCUUGCAGUCAGGAAUGUGCUGGAUGUGGGAAACCUAUCGCUGAAAGAUACUUGUUGAAAGCGAUGGAUAUGUUUUGGCAUGAGGACUGUUUGAAAUGUGGCUGCUGUGACUGCCGAUUAGGAGAAGUCGGAUCAACGCUCUACACAAAAGCAAAUCUAAUUUUAUGUAGAAGAGAUUACCUAAGGUUAUUCGGCAGUACUGGACACUGUUCAGCUUGUGCAAAAGUUAUACCUGCCUUUGAAAUGGUUAUGAGGGCGAAGUCAAAUGUCUACCAUUUAGAAUGUUUCGCUUGUCAACAAUGUAAUCAUCGAUUCUGCGUCGGCGAUAGAUUCUACCUGUGUGACAACAAGAUCUUGUGUGAGUAUGAUUAUGAGGAAAGACUAGUCUUUGCAAAUAUGGCAUACAACCCUUCAAGUAUAGCUCAACUAAAGAGGCAGACUACACAGUUGGUGGCACCAGAGAUGAACUCAAAUACAGUUCGAAAUUCAGGUGACUUGAACAACAAUAUGUCUCAACACUCGACUCUCCUCUCAGUCAAAUCAAAUUGUAGUUGACGCAACUGAAGUGCAAAAUAAACUGUUUCAAGUCUAUUUGUAUGAAAGAACGUUUAAGUGAUAUUAUGUGAACUAUGUCUUGUUUUCUAGACUUCAACCUGAAGGGCUUUUUCCCUGACCUUCUGGUCUCCGAUCUUUGUUGUACCUAAGUAGUGGAGGUUGAUGGUAGUCGAACAUUUCCACUACGGUACCUAACGUAAUUAUCAUACAACUUCCAGUUUAACCUCACAUUCAAAAAAAAAAUCCACUGCUCUUCUUCCAUUGGAAUUAUCUCCCAUAAAAUGAAAUUAUAAUCAAUCUACACAAUUAUACUUGUACCACCAUUCACUUCAAAUUAUUUCCAAUGUUCCCCAAAAUAAUCUAUAAAAAAGAAGUGUUAAAAUCACAAUUCAUGCUCAUUAUAGGGCUACCGAUGUACUUUGGCUAUAUGUUAAACAAACUACCUAUAUUGGUUUACUAUUAUUUUACAUAGAUGACAUAUACACCGAUUUUUAAAAGGACAAUCUAAUUCUUUAAGAUUCAUACACGCUGUUGUCUUUUCCUAUAUAUCGUAUAUUAUUAAUUGGUGCUUUAUGUUGACCAAUAAGUGAAGAAUAUUUUCUAUUAUAAUAUAAGCAUGUUACCCUGCUGUCAUAAUGUAUGCUCUAAGAUCUCAGUUUAGAUAAUAUUUUUGCUAGCGGAUGAUUGUCCAAAGUCAUGGUUGAAGUCCAAUCAUUGAAUGUUGAGUACCGAAUAGUGAGUGAUUAAAUCAAGUUCUUACCUCAAUGGCCUUUGUGCAAAAAAUGAUCACUAGCACAAAUGACCACUAUAUUAGUCUUUUUCUGAUAUGCUCCCCUUAUGAGAUUAAAAUUAAGCUAUUUGUUUGUUUCAUAUAAGUACCAGUUCUUGACACUAUUCUCGAUCCUUAACUCUUAACAUAUUAAAUUAUAUUUUCUGCUGGUACAAUCAUAUGAGUUUCAAAAGGAAUGUUUCUCCAGCUACAGCAAGAGCACCGUAUUUAAGUAACUCUAAAAAUAUCUUAUUUUACUUCUGCUUGACAGCUUUAUUAUUUUGAAAUGUUAUCAAUAUAAAAUCGAUACGUUUAUUAAUUUUGCAAAAAUAUAAAUGGGAAGAGAACACAUAAUGAAUAGCAAAAACACAGAUCUGAUCACGUGGAGAAGAGUAUACGUUAAUUAAUAUUUUAAAAUUGAAAAAUUGGCUGAGAUAGUAAGUAAAUUAUACUAUAGAAUAAACAUAGGAAUACAAAUACCUAUGUACAAUAUAAUAAACAUUGUGUAUGGUUAGACUGAAAGCACAAAGGUUUUAAUUUGGUAGAUCACUGUUUUGAGUUUGCUUACACCGAACUUCAGAUCACUCUUUUUAAUACUGGUAAAUAACUCAAUAGUGUUUUCCAACGUUUGGUAGUACAAAAUACCAUAGGCUAUAUCAGUGCGAUAGUUUUCCAUUAAUAAACUUGUCAAUGUGUAUUUUAUUAUAUUUUAUUGAUGCUAAACUUCUUCCAGUUAAAGAAGCAUUCAAUAUAUUAUGCAGAAUGUGUAAAUAAUAUUAUUAUGUGAAUAAGUGAUUUUUGUAAAGCUUGAUAAAUGCAUAUCAUGAUUGUUCACUUUCAAAUAAUUUGUAAGAACUGUACUGUACAUAGAAUGUGUGUAAUAAACCGUGUAUCUCAGA